UGGUGGUGGCGGCGGUGGCGGUGGUGGUGGUGCGAGCGUGGCGAGAAGGAAAAACACGUUUCACGAGGCAACGUCUCGUCUCGCGUCAAGAGGUUCCGGCUGAAGAUAUCCGUUGUCAGUGUCGUCGGCUGUGUUCAUUCCGUUCGUUGUAUGGUGCAAGCUUUGCGCCGAUCGACGACGGUGAGAAAGAAGAGAACAGGAGUUUUAUAAAACAGAAAGAGAAAGAAAAGUGUGUUAUUGUUGUGCGCCGUUUCUAUGGCAUAAUCCCAGCGAACGAGCGAAGAGAAACUGGUCAGCUGGUUUUACGCCAAGAAGAAUCAUUCGCAAGUGGAAGCAAGACAGUGAGAAGCCGCAUACGGCGAAAUGGGAGACGGAGAAAUGGCGCUGGUGCCAGGUGUCCAGUAUGGUUUGUCGUCGCACGACAAUUUCGAUGAACACAAAUCUUUAAUCUUCGUGAAGCUCACCGAUUCAUCGUAUCGUGCCAUCCAGGAAUACCUCAAGAGCCGAGAUAAGAUCAUCGAGAAACCUAAAAUACAGUUCCUACAAAAUGAAGGGAAACUCAGCAUUCCAUCCAUCCAUGGAUUUAACGGAUUCACUUUUAGUCUCUCCAGCAAUCAGGACAUUGAGGGUCCCCAGGGCGGCUUUGAGUGCGUCCGACAAACUGGCCCUAAAAGUCUGGAGAGCCUCGGCGCAAUACCAUACAAAAUGCGGAUACGGGCAAAUGACGACGUUUACGAGACCACCAGGCACAGAAUGGCGGUCGCCGAGGAGAAUAACAAGAACAAAUGUACAAGGGUGAUCAAAGCGAACGGUCCAGACAUCGGACGCAAGGUGAAAGUGCAAAUAGGAAGAACGAUACCACUUCCUUCGUAUGCAAAACAUCGGGAAUCUACGACGAGCAUUCCAACUUCCGGCAGCAAUCAACACAGAGCGUCAACCAACAAGUCGACCGCUAGCAAUAGUAAUAGUAAUCAUGUAGCGGCGACUCGCAAUCCGGAGAAAAAAAUUUCUGAUAUUAUGCGCAGGCCACUUAAGGAAAGACUUAUCCACGUCCUUGCUUUGAGGCCCUAUAAGAAACCCGAACUCUAUGAUCGUAUCAACAAAGAGGGCUUAAGGGAGAAGGAAAAAUCCAUCAUGAUGACCAUCCUAAAGCAAGUCGCUUACAUGCGCGACAAUACGUAUCAUUUGCAGAGGCAUAUCUGGAACGAUGUCCAGGAGGAUUGGCCCUUCUAUACCGAGCAGGAGAAGACAAUGCUAAGGAGGCGGAAACCUCAGAAUCUUACGCCACCUGGCUCGAGUGACGGUUCCAGCGGCAGUGGUCAAUCGCCCAAUUCCAUCCAUGCGGGUUCACCGCCGGCGAUCACAGCGCCCCCGCACAAUAAGAGACCGGGAUACUAUCAGGGUAACGAUGGAGUAACAACGAAAAAGACACGAAUAUCGCACUACAAGAAACCCGAACCCAUCUCCUUCAUCCCCGCUGGCGAAAAAGUGUCUGGUAGCAGCAGUUACAGUAAUAAUAAUAGUGGCAUCAGUGCAGCUGCCGGCGGUGAACGUGCCGCUGGCGGUAACAGUGGUUGUGUCGUCAACAGCAGUAGUGCUAGUGGCGGUGGCGGUGGUAGUGGUAGUGGUGCAGGUAGUACUAGUAAUAGUAGCAGUAAAAACGGCGCCGGUCUCGACGGUUGGGAAUCGAGACAGCACCCGCAACGUGAACGUAGCAGUCGCGCCGAUUACCGAGCCGAAAGGACAGCGAAUAGUGAUGUGCCGCGAGGUGCUGGGAAUGGCUGCGGCGCUCUCGCAGUCCCGAGCGGCUCCAGUCGGCCGUCAUAUCUAACGUCGUCGCCUAGUGACAGUGAAAGGAAUAGUCAUCACCAAAGCGGCGGCCAUGGGCGCGACGAUAACGUCAGCGCAAAUACCGGGAGCGGUACAAACGACAUCGAUAGGAAGGAUAGGAAUGAUAGGAGCGAUAAGGGCGACCGGAGUCGUGAUGCGAUGAGAGAGGAGAGAAAUAGAGUAAGGGAGUGCAGGAAUAGAAGUAGUGCCGCGAACGACACGAACGAUGUGAACGACGCGACUUUAUUCGCUCAAAGUGAGGCUUCCAGUAGCGGUGCUCACAUUUAUAACAUUAAUGCCAGUUCUACCGAUGUGAUGAUGAUUUCGCUGCCGACUGAUGAGCUAGAGAGGCCGGGGAGCCCUAGGGAAUAUCCCGAUUACCUCACGUAUUAUACGACAAUAAGUAAUGCGAUAGAAAAACGGCGUUAUAAAGAGGAAUUCUACGCCAAUUAUGACGAAUAUCGCAAAUUGCACUCUAAAGUGGUCGUAAUCGCGAAUCGCUUUACCAGUUUGUACGAACAAUUGCAAGAGUAUAGAAAAUCGGGCAACCUGACCGAGAUCGAGAUAAUUACGGAACAGAUGAAGCGUGAAUAUAAGGAGAUUAAGCAGGAUAUUGUAUACCAGCAGAUGAAGAAACGGUUUCAUUACCUUCAUGAUAAGCUGAGCCAUAUAAAACGAUUGAUUUUAGAGUACGAAAGUGAAAACACCGUCGAUACGAUGUCGAUUGCGACUAAUGUUGAUAGCGGUAUGGUUAGUACUACGACUGCGGGUACUAACGUAAACAUCGGAGAUCUUGAUAAUCAGCAUUACUGACACAAACUAAAAAGACCGCCUCUUCCCUGCCUCCUCCUCUCGGUUGUCGGUACGUUACUGUCAACAUUGUCGCAGAAUUUGCAUUUUCUCGCCAAGUUCCAAGGCUGAUCCUUCACGGUCCGUAUGGUUCCUGGACUUUAUCGCCGAAAAGUCAAAUGACUUGAGGUCGCAAGAUCUCAUGUACGAUACGAUAUUUAUAAAACGUCUCGCAAUAUCAUCGAUUUAUAUCGUACAUGAGACGACACUCUUCCUGCUGAUUCCUCUUCCCUCCCAUACCAUUGAGCGUUGACAAUCGUUUUUGCAACGAUUUUCAACCUGUUGGCUUUCCGCCAUCAUAACGAGCUAGAGAAGGCUCGCUCGCGCGCUAACUUCGACCAAUACUAGUUCUUGGUAAUGUUUGAUGAAAGCUGACGACAAUCGAGUACGUUCAACAACUAGACAAAAGAGAAAGAAAAAAAUCCAUCCGGAUUAAAAAAAAAUAGUAGUAAGGGCAUUCUGAUGAUCAGCGAAAUGCAAACUGUGUAGAAACGCACAGGAAAUUUGAAGCUGGUCUCGCAACGACUGACGGAAGACAUUGUUGCAUAGAGAAAAAAGGCACAGCGAGAAAAAAGAUAGUAAAACUGUAUAAUAAGUUACUUACCGCGCGCACGUCCAAGUGUGUCGUCCACUUUAAGAGAAUACGUAGAUAAAAGAAAAGAAAUACAAAAAAAAAAUAAGAUAUGUUUGCGAGAAGAGGGUCCAAGAGAUAAUAAGGCUUACCGUGUGCCACGUCCGGGUUUCUUUUUUGUCUGUUGAAAGGAAGAAAGAAAACUGGCUCGUAACACAAAUACAUACACACGAUUUAUCCACGAGCUGGCACGCAUCUUCCGCGCGUGAUUCGUGCGUUGCUCGUCGCAAUUUAAGAAAAAGUGUGUAAAAAAAAAUAGUAAGUUACCCUUCUUAUAUACAAGAGAGAGAUCGUAGUACUUUGUGAUUUUAAGAUUCUUUGUUAACUUCUUCGUUCUUUUUUUUCCUUCAUUCAUGAUAAUAGAUAUGGUCGGUUGACAAAAGAAAUGAGACGAUGAACAGCCUAAAACAAAAAA
Camponotus floridanus (Florida carpenter ant) is the source of this 3725-nucleotide messenger RNA. RefSeq names its product RNA polymerase II elongation factor Ell (gene Su(Tpl)). Gene Ontology annotation, molecular function: cis-regulatory region sequence-specific DNA binding. The transcript is spliced from 10 exons. Gene Ontology annotation, biological process: positive regulation of transcription elongation by RNA polymerase II; transcription elongation by RNA polymerase II; snRNA transcription by RNA polymerase II. The coding region runs from base 364 to 2643 and encodes 759 amino acids. Lineage: Eukaryota; Metazoa; Arthropoda; Insecta; Hymenoptera; Formicidae. Gene Ontology annotation, cellular component: transcription elongation factor complex. The record is from RefSeq and is a predicted model, not a curated record.